AUGAACGCCAUCAGACGAAAAAGCUUUAUCUCACUUUUUUCGCACGGGUGGCUUUCGACGUGGCUGACCUGUCCGGGGAGAUUCGACUCUCGGCCGAGAUGUCGGCGCAACUUCAAAAGGCGUGUGAUGGGCGAAUGUGUGAGGUGGCCGCCUGCGGGCCAGGCUGAAAUGAACAUGCGCACAAGCUGGCGGAGGGGCGGAAAAAUGGGAGGAGUACCUGGAGGUGGAGGAUCGGGUCUGUCCAGCUAAUCAAGCAUCAACUUCAUCAUCAUCAUCGCGGAUGCAGCGUGAACAGUUAGUCAUAUAGGAAAUGCAUGGGUAAUCGGAGGGAAAAGGAGCGGCAUGCUUUGAUAAAAUCGAGAUAAAUAUAGUUGGACUGCGUUGGGAAACUUCGAGAAAG
Drosophila subpulchrella is the source of this 400-nucleotide messenger RNA. RefSeq lists its product as uncharacterized. NCBI's taxonomy places the organism in Eukaryota, Metazoa, Arthropoda, Insecta, Diptera, Drosophilidae. The record is from RefSeq and is a predicted model, not a curated record.